GCCUCUCCGCGCCGGGUGGGAAACCCGUGAGGGCGGCUGAGGGAAGCGCCAUGGCGGCGGAGGGCGAGGAGCGGCAGCUGCUGACACAGAGGCUGAAGGCUGCGGUGCACUACACGGCUGGCUGCCUGUGCCGGGAAGUGGCAGAAGACAAGAAGAUGGAGUUCAGCAAACAAACCAUCGCAGCGCUGUCAGAGAUCACCUUCAGGCAGUGCGAGAGCUUCGCAAAAGACCUUGAAAUGUUUGCAAGGCAUGCAAAACGAAGCACAGUCACUACAGAUGAUGUGAAGCUUCUGGCUAGAAGGAGCAAUUCUUUGCUGAAGUAUAUCACCCAGAAGAGUGAUGAGCUUGCAUCAAGUAACAUGGAACAAAAAGAGAGGAAGAAAAGGAAGUCUAGUGCAGCUAAGGAAGGGAGAACUUCUGGGGAACAAGAAGAGCUGUGAUCGAAAAUGAAGAUUACAAAAUGGCUUUCAAGUAAUGUCUCUCUGGUAAUUUUCUCUUAUUUUCCUAGGGGAACCCAAGUCAGCCUAGUACAGAUCCCUCUAGUUAGCAACAGUAAUGAAUCUUUGGGUUCUGGUGAACCUGAUUAGUUGGACUUUUUGGUUCUGAAAAUGGAAGGUCUUUCAGAAUUCAGUAAAGCCAAAAUGCCUUAAUUUCUCACAAAAAGUUAUCUUACUAUUAUAAAAAAUACUUUAAAUAAAAAGAGUUUAAAUCAGAACAUUCUCACUGACUAUAGUACCUCAGAAUGGUGCAAUGCCCUCCUGAUACUUGGUUUCUCCAGUGACUGACUUCCUCCUUGCUUCCAUUUUAUACUUUUGCUUAGGUAUUCUGGGUAUUCUUUAAUAGCCAUCUCUCUCACUUGCCUUGACAAUUAAACAUG
Molecule: messenger RNA, 877 nt
Organism: Calypte anna (Anna's hummingbird)
Lineage: Eukaryota; Metazoa; Chordata; Aves; Apodiformes; Trochilidae
Gene: CENPS
Product: centromere protein S
Exons: 5
Coding region: 51-440 (129 amino acids)
Biological process (GO): resolution of meiotic recombination intermediates; replication fork processing
Cellular component (GO): FANCM-MHF complex; Fanconi anaemia nuclear complex
Molecular function (GO): protein heterodimerization activity; chromatin binding
Source: RefSeq, a predicted model, not a curated record